ACCUAUGAAUAUUUGCGAUCCCCAAAGAUUACCACCAACCCCGCAUUAUUGUUCGUAGUUUACUUUGAGACUUGUAAGUUUUUAGAUUUAAGUGAAAUCUAUGCUAAUCUUUUUGGAAGUUCUGCGAGUAUGAGGGGGCUCAAUUUGAAGCCAUCGCGCGUUUACCAAACGGCAGCGGCACUACUCGAAUCUGAAAGCAUUUCACAAGCACCACCAUGGUAUAAGACAAUCGGCUCAGUUCCUCCUUCUGAAAUCCUCACACGGACGCAACCUGUUCAACACCGAGAGAGCAAUGGCAGGCCCAGGACGAAAAAAGCUAGCAAGUUGUUCAAACCACAAACUAUUGUAUACGAAGAAGAUCGAAUAAGACAAGAAUUCUUCCGCGACCACCCAUGGGAGCUGGCAAGACCAAGAAUUGUACUGGAGAACGAUGGUCGUGAUGGACAAAGAUGUGAUUGGAGUAGGAUAGCACAGCCGGGACGACCUUUGACUGGAGAAAGGUAAAAUGGAUUCUGAGAAUGUCGUGGCUUUUGGUUAACAUUUCGACAGUGUGGUACAGAGGCAGCUUUGGCUGAUACACAACGCGGAAAAGCCUUAUAAUGAGGCUUACGAUAUAGCGCGGAAGGAAUUUUAUGCUCUACGUCAAGAAGAAGAGAUCGAACGAAGAAUCGCGAAAGAAGAGGCAGAAUACGUUGGAGCAUACUUUCACAAAGGUGCUUUGGAGGUCGGAAUGGAGUUGGAAGAUAAGAGUUACGAGGACUGGAAGGCAUGGGCUACCAAGGAAGUUGAGGCUGCGAACUUGCAAAAACAAGGAGCAUACACCGGUAUUGGAACCGAAAGUGAGGACGCUGCUGUUUUGGACGAGGCAGAUGAGGGUGCUGAAGGGUCGGCAACAGUCGUCGCACAAGUAUAGUCAAGCUCCCAUGGGCAUGUACAACAACGUUAUAAGGGCAGAAACGGCGUUAAUGAGUAUAAAAUCUACCAUGGUGAUGUCGGCCUGCAAUAUCUGGGUUGAAUCGAGAGGUCAUUAAUGCGACAGGACGGGUCACUGCUACUGCUGUGUUGAUCAAUCGCAUUGCUCACAGUUGGACUCCUGGAGCUUGGAUAGAUCUUGUGGUAUGCAGAUAAUAUUUUGGCAUUAUGCUAAUGUACCAAAAAGCCCCUCCAUUCCACCCUCUUUCGAGCAUCGUCCCCAUUUAGCUGUUUAGCCAAUCCUUCCCACUGAACGA
This is a messenger RNA of Sclerotinia trifoliorum, 1229 nucleotides long. Lineage: Eukaryota; Fungi; Ascomycota; Leotiomycetes; Helotiales; Sclerotiniaceae. The record is from the annotation of a GenBank genome assembly.